Messenger RNA from Cyclopterus lumpus (lumpfish), 2789 nucleotides. It is a transcript of the gene terb1, whose product is annotated as telomere repeat binding bouquet formation protein 1. The transcript is spliced from 21 exons. Gene Ontology annotation, biological process: meiotic attachment of telomere to nuclear envelope; homologous chromosome pairing at meiosis. The record is from RefSeq and is a predicted model, not a curated record. The coding region runs from base 10 to 2484 and encodes 824 amino acids. NCBI's taxonomy places the organism in Eukaryota, Metazoa, Chordata, Actinopteri, Perciformes, Cyclopteridae. Gene Ontology annotation, molecular function: protein binding.
AACAGGGAAAUGGAUAAGACAGAAGUUUUCAGCAAAAGCCGUAAUACCAUAAGGACAGAUCUCAGUUUGCUGCUUGAGUGUCUGAAGUUUCAGAUGAAAUGUCCCGAUUUGCAAAAACAAGCUCUUCUCACCAUUCACUCAAUCUGUGAAAGGAGAGAGGAUAAUGUGGACCUGCUGAGGGAAAUGGGAGGUGUGUCAUUUGUGUAUAACCUCUCCAAAUCCAGUGUUGUUCGCUCGGAUGUUAAGGAGACUGCACUCUUUACGCUUGGCACGUUAGCAGAGGCCAAUGUGUAUUGCAAGAAUUAUCUCUGCAGAAAGGAGACAUUUGCAGACCUUGCUGGUUUGUUGCUGAAAGAAGACGUCCCGCUCACACAGAAGAGAGUGUCUGUGUAUUUGCUGUCUGUGUUGGUAGCCAACAAUAAAUCAGGACAGACUUUAAGCCAAACAACUGGCUGCCUGGAUAUUCUAUUGGACCUCUUCAGGACCACAUCCCCUCUCUCUACAGAGUCUACUUUGAGAGCAGCUAAUGCUACUCAAACCUUCCAGCUUUGGGCAUCUGUGUCGAGUGCUCUCUGUGGAUGUGUCAACAACCCUCAAAAUGAGGAGGGUCAGCGUAUUUGUGUGGCAGCCUUUGUCAUAAUAAAAGUCUGGCUUCAGCAAAUUGUUUUGCUACGUCCUGAGAUUUUUCAACCCAUAUGUUCCUUCAUAGCAAUGACGGUUGCCAACAACUCCAGUGUACAGGAGAGUUUUUCAGCCUCAGGGUGUCUGGAUACUCUCGCUCUUGUACUAGUUCGUCUAGCUUCUGUGGCAGAUACAAGCUUGAUGUCUUGCCAGCUUUCUGUCACUAUAUCUAAGACACUGUCAGCUUGCAUGACAGAAAACUCUUCUCUGGCUUCGGGUCUUUCUCAGUAUGGUGUGGUUUCCCACCUCUUCACCCUGCUGGUGAGCCCACACUUGGACCCUGAGGACAGGCUCUCUGUUUUACUCACUCUGGGCCACUGCACUGAGGCCUCUGAGGAGCACCAGUCCCAUUUGGUGCAGUGUGGAGGCCUCCCCCUUAUCAUAACCCUACUCACAGAAGAUACAAGUGAGGAGGUCCGGAAGGCUGCUACCUUCAUAUUGCAGACCUGCAAACAGGCCACCAUGUCCCUGGGAGAGCCUUGUGUGAUCGUGAGACAGGGAGAGGAUGAAAAUGUGGACCCCAUUACAAACAUGGAAGGCUUCAGGGGCUCGGCCAGAGAGUUGCUGCGCAGGAUUGACCUGCUGGAGAAGAGACAGGCAAAGGAGGACGAAGAUGAGCAGGGAGUCACAGAGCCAUUCCCUUCAAGUGAAGAUCUAGGCCAACCAUCUCUGCCUCCAGCCUACACUCUGCCUCUGCAGCAGAAGGAGAGCAUUAAAACCAUUCACACAGCACAUCGACAGAACAGCACUCCUAAGCAUGGAGAAGCAGGGGCUGGCAACAACAUUAAACUUCACACUGUAAGAAAUGUGAUCAAGAUUAAGAAUGACAGUGAACUGAAGCAAAUGAGCUCCAAUUUAAGAAUGCAGAAAGAGAAGACUAAAACCACUGGAGGGGCUGUGUGCUGUUCAGUGUGCAAUGGGACUGGAGCCCUAACGUCUUCCCAUCUGCAGUCACUAGAGGGAGGCAGAGAGCCUCGUACAGCAGACAAUCAGUUGUUUAAACCCCCAGCAUCAGUGAGGCACAGCGUACCAAAAGAAAUAAAAUGCUCUGAUGAAGAAGAGUUGCAGGACUGUGAGAUGAGUACGGUGGGGACAAUCCGAGUGGAGGAACACUCACUAUCUCGUAUCCGGUGUGCAGGUUGUGUGUUGCCUUUUGAGGAGGUGACCAGUCGCACUUUUGCGUCUCUGCAAAGCUCCUGCCGCCACAGCUGUGACAUGCACAAGGUACUCCAGGAAGCCACGGAGCGGUUUAGGACUCGUCACUGCAACCUUCUGUCCAGGACAGAGUACCAAGAUGACACUGAGCAGGCAGACCGAGACCCAGACCGAGUUUCAGAGCCACAGAGAAGCAGGGAAAACUGGAUCGAGGUCUGCCUGACUCCCAUACGUAAAGGAGCAGGGAAAGGCAAGAGCUGCCUGCCAGAACAUCACUGGAAGAAGCACAAUGGCUUCGCUUUGACUCCACUGCAUAGAGGAGCUAAAAAGGAGACAUUGACUUCUCAUAACAAGACUGGUUCAAGCUUGAUUCCCCUGAAAAGGUCUCAUCUUCCUGGAGAGAGAAGAGGAGGGAUUAAAAGUGGACAUCACAGCAUUGAUGAUGAGCCGAGGACAAGCACAGAUCACUGUUCCAUUAAAAGGAAGAGGAAAGACUUCAGCAGUGAGGAGGUGUGUUUCCUACUGUGCGGUGUGAAGACUUUCGGCUUCUCCUGGAACUCCAUUUUGUGGUCAUACCCCUUCCAACCUGGACGCACCAAUGUUGACCUGGCCAAGAAGUAUAGGCGGCUAAUGAAAGGUAAAGUCUAGGAGUCUGGCUAUAAUCCUGCUUCUGGCAUCCUGGGCCAGCCAAUUAAUAAAUUCCCCAUGUUAAUAAUAGCUUUGACUCUCUUCACACUGUAUUUAUUGGAAAUAAUCCAAAUAAGCAUUGACCUAAUUAUUUAUUAUUCAGUAUUUAAAAAAGAUUUAAAGUAAUUUGUAUAAGGUGCCAUUGUACUUUUGCCAUUGUGUUUACAAAAAAAGUUUGUUUAGCCUUUUCAGUGCUUUUACACAUUGUUAAUUGUUUCUUUUUGUUAUAUGUUAAAACAUUAAAACACGUGUUGGAGAUUCUUACA